AUGAGGCCUGGGAGCAGCCUGGAAUUUGUCCUUUUGUUUUGGGUUUUUGGGGAGGUGGCUGCACCCAGCCCCUGGGGCUCUAUUCGGGGGGAGGUAAAGCUAUGGAGACCUGGAGCAGCCUCUGCUCCUCUGGGAUAUCCCAGAGCCUUUUCCCAGCCCUGGGCAUGGGUGGAUAUUUCCCAGCUCCAGGCUGCAGCCCCUCUGCACCCCGUGGCUGUGCAGUGCCAGGAGGCUCAGGUGAUGGUCACGGUCCACAGGGACCUUUUUGGGACAGGGCGCUUGGUCAGGGCUGCAGACCUGAGCCUGGGCUCAGCUGCUUGUCCCCCAGCAUCCUGGAGUUCUGCUGCUGAGCCCCCCCUCAGGGUCACCUUCCUGGCUGGGCUGCACGAGUGUGGCAGCACCCUCAGGGUCACCCCUGAUGCUCUGGUCUACAGCACGAGUUUAAAUUACAAGCCAGCUCUUGCUGGCAGCCCUGUCAUCAUCCGGACCAGCCCUGCCACUGUCCCCAUCGAGUGCCACUACCCCAGGAGGGACAACGUGAGCAGCAAUGGAGUCAAACCCACCUGGGUGCCCUUCACCUCCACCCUGUCCUCUGAGGAGAAGCUGCCCUUCUCCCUGCACCUCAUGAAUGAGGACUGGAGUGCUGAGAGAGGCUCUGCUGUAUUCCAACUGGGAGAAGUCCUCCACUUCCAAGCUGGUGUCAGCCUGGAGAACCAUGUGCCCCUGAGGCUCUUUGUGGACAGCUGCGUGGCCAGCCCAGCCCCAGGCAGGAGCUCUGCUCCCCACUACACUUUCAUUGACUCCAGUGGGUGCCUGGUGGAUGGGCAGUUGGAUGAUGCCACCUCGACUUUCAUAUCCCCAAGACCCAGGCAGGAUGUCCUACAGUUUGCAGUGGAUGUGUUCAGGUUUGCAGGAGACUCCAGCAAUCUGAUCUACAUCACCUGCCACCUGAAGGUCUCCCUGGCUGCCCAAGCUCCUGACCCUUUGAACAAGGCUUGUUCCUUCCACAAAGCCAGCAACCUCUGGGCUCCUGUGGAAGGCACCCAGGAUAUCUGCUCCUGCUGUGAGAUGAGGAGCUGUGCCUUGGCUGGGAGUUCCAGUAGGCUCCAGGUUCCUUCCCAAAGGCAAGGAGAACGUGCCAGGAGAGAGCUGCCCUCCAAGCGUGAUCCCUUGGUGGGAGAAGGGGAUGUUGUGGUUGGACCUCUCCUCAUCCACAGCUGGCAGGACCACAGAGGGAGAAGGAUGCCUUCAGAAGAUGCAGGCCACUUGUGGAUGGUACUGGGGCUGGCCACGGUUGCUGGUUUGGUUCUCCUGGUCCUCGUGGUUUUGGGAACUCUGACAGUCUGCCCAAAACCCAGCAACCCUCUUUAAACCACUGG
Messenger RNA from Calypte anna (Anna's hummingbird), 1379 nucleotides. Its product is annotated as zona pellucida sperm-binding protein 3. Gene Ontology annotation, molecular function: acrosin binding. NCBI's taxonomy places the organism in Eukaryota, Metazoa, Chordata, Aves, Apodiformes, Trochilidae. Gene Ontology annotation, cellular component: extracellular matrix. The record is from RefSeq and is a predicted model, not a curated record. The coding region runs from base 1 to 1371 and encodes 456 amino acids. The transcript is spliced from 9 exons. Gene Ontology annotation, biological process: positive regulation of acrosome reaction; binding of sperm to zona pellucida; egg coat formation.